UCGGCGUCAGUCGGCCGCGCUCGUCGAAGUAGGCUGGACGGAGAGUCCGGUGCGCGCGCGGAACGGUGAAAUCGGACCAGUCGGUACGUCGCGGAAGAGUGCGUAGCCAUUGUUGGUGCUGCGAUCGUUAGUUUCUAGAUCCGAAGAUCGUCAUGGGCACGGAGAGGCUUGCUACGACCGCGCUGGGCUUCACGGUUAUGUCGGCGAGCCGCGCCACGAGCCACUGAUACGAUAUUCGUUGCGAUGUUGCUAAUGUUGCGAGUCUUGACUGGAGGUACGGAGUGUCACUGCAGUAUACAGGGCUGACACUCGAAGUACUACCAUUUGGUAGGCUUGAGUAGUGUUAUGCCUCCUCGGCACCAAUCUUCCUGGUUGCAGCGUGAUCGCCUUGGCGAGCGAUUAAUGAGCUACCGCGCUCGAUUCAGAAUCUAUACUUGGCAUCUCAAUUGUUGAUGAAGCCUCAUAGCGUCAAGCAUCAACGUAAGGCAGUUACCUGCUGCAUAGCAUUUAUGUAUCAUAUAUGUCGGAAAGUCUCGAAGUCAGAAUGCAGCAGGUGGACAACAUCUCGCAGAACAAUUCUUUAGAUGUGGAGGAGCGAGAAAGGCUGUGUAAUAUACCGAAGACGAGCGCACCUGGUAAGGCCUCGACUACACCAGCGAGUCCUCCAAAGGAACCGCCUCCGCGCGAUGAACCACGCCUGGAGCCUGUAAACGGCAUUGUUCAACCGCCGGUCGUUCCACCACCGAAUCGUCCAGGUCGUAUUACAAAUCAACUGCAAUUUUUACUGAAGGGUGUCCUUAAACCAGUAUGGAAGCAUCAAUUUGCCUGGCCCUUCCAACAACCUGUAGAUGCGAAGAAGCUCAAUUUACCAGACUAUCACAAAAUUAUCGAGAGACCUAUGGACUUGGGCACAAUCAAAAAGAGAUUGGAGAAUACUUAUUACUGGAGUGGGAAAGAAUGUAUUCAGGAUUUCAAUACGAUGUUUACCAACUGCUAUGUCUACAACAAACCUGGAGAAGAUGUUGUAGUCAUGGCACAAGCUCUCGAAAAGUUGUUUCUUACAAAGGUUGCACAGAUGCCAAAAGAAGAAGUGGAAUUGGAUCCACCAUUACCCAAAGGUCCCAAGGGUAAAAAGGCUGGCAGAGUCAGUGGUUCAGCCGGUGGAGUUGCAGGAGGUACAGGUCGAGGACGACCUGCUUCAGGUGCAGCUGCCGUUACUUCUAGCGUACCUAACAGUCUAGCGCCUUCUGCUGCAGCAGCUAGGACAACAGGUGUCAUACCUAUGCCACCUCUUGGCACCCAGGCACCGGUGUCAGUACCUGGAAGUACGAACACAACCACCAUCGCUCCACCGGCAAGCAUGGGCGUUGCGCCGAUGGCCACUCAUAACUCUCUGCCUCAACAAGUUGUCCCCCCGACCACAGGUUACCAUGCACAGCCAGCGUUGGAUCCGCAGGCAACUUCGGCUGUACUCCCACCUCCUCAAGUUCCCACGGCACCUGCUGUCAUGCCUCCGUCGCAACCCGCCAAACUUAAAAAGGGAGUGAAAAGAAAGGCUGAUACCACAACACCCACAGCGAAUUCGUUUGAACCUAUGUAUGCGCCCAUGGAUUCUAAGAACGCCAAAAUACCUACAAGAAGAGAGUCGGGCAGGCAAAUUAAGAAGCCAACGAGGCAAGCAGAAGAUGGUUUAGUGCCAUUCCAUCAGACCAAUAUGCCUCUGAUGGGGGCAAUGGCACAACAGCCACAACAUGCUGGUAGCAAAUCAAAGGAAAAAUUGUCUGAAGCGUUGAAGUGUUGCAAUGACAUCUUGAAAGAACUUUUCUCCAAAAAGCAUUCGGGUUACGCAUGGCCGUUCUAUAAACCGGUUGACGCAGAACUUCUAGGCCUGCAUGACUAUCAUGAUAUUAUCAAGAAACCUAUGGAUCUUGGCACUGUGAAGUCGAAAAUGGAUAAUCGUGAAUACAAAACUGCACAAGAAUUUGCGAGUGACGUACGGCUUAUAUUCACCAAUUGCUACAAGUACAAUCCUCCAGAUCAUGAUGUCGUUUCGAUGGCUAGGAAACUUCAAGAUAUUUUCGAAAUGAGAUAUGCAAAAAUUCCGGACGAGCCGAUAGGUGGCAUGGUGGCAAUGAAAGGCACUAGUAGUAGUGCUAGUAGUACUGGCGAAGAAGAUUCCUCCGAUAGCGACGAUUCUGGCGAGGAAUUACGCAAUCAAAAGUUGAUCGCUUUAGAGCAAGAGUUGAAGGUUAUGCAAGAAGAAAUGAGGAAAUUGGUGGCAGAGAGCGGCAAAAAGAAGAGUAAGAAGAAGAAAUCUGAUAAGACGAAAUCAAAGCCGAUGAGCAAUAAGAGUAGUAGCCUUGUUGCCAGUCAUACGGGUGCCAUGAAAGAACUGAUGAAACCAAGCGGCGGUAUCCCCAGUGUCACAGAUAGCGUUGGUGCUAGUAUAGCCAGCGUCGCGAUGGGUGCAGGCGAUUUGAAGAUGCCCGGCGGCAUGGGUAGUGAUCUCCAUCAUUCGGCUAUAGCAGUAGGUCCUAACAAGACCCAUGCGGCCGGAAAUUUGAGCCAUCACAUGCCACCAGCAGCAACGAAUGCUAAGCCGAAAGGAAAAGGCCGAGGACCUGGAAAAGCUGCGGCUGCGGCGACUACUGGGACUAAAAGGCCAAAGGCUAAUAGUAGAUCUACUGGAAACAAGAAGAAGAACGCUGGAAAUCAACCGCCUCCGAUGGCAUUCGACUCGGAGGAUGAGGACAACGCUAAGCCUAUGUCUUACGAUGAGAAGAGACAGCUCAGUUUGGAUAUCAAUAAACUACCAGGUGACAAAUUAGGUCGCGUUGUACAUAUAAUACAAUCGCGGGAACCCUCAUUAAGGGAUUCGAAUCCAGAUGAAAUUGAGAUCGAUUUUGAGACGCUGAAGCCAUCGACGCUUCGUGAACUGGAGAGCUACGUUGCAUCAUGCCUGAGAAAAAAGCCACAUAAAAAAGUCAGCGGUAAGUCCAAGGACGAGCAGAUGGCAGAGAAGAAACAAGAAUUGGAGAAAAGGUUACAGGAUGUGACAGGGCAAUUGGGCAAUGUCAAAAAGACUGCCAAGAAAGAGGACAGCAAUAAAUCAGUUGAUGUAGUUGGGACUGGUGGUGCGACUGGACCUUCGCGGCUGUCGGCAUCGAGCAGUAGUAGCAGUGACAGUGAUUCUAGCAGUAGUUCGCUUUCCUCAAGCUCCAGUGACUCAAGUGACAGCGAAGCAGGGAACUCCUCCAAUCGUCCGCCUAGAAAGAAGGCAAAAAAGAAUGCACCAAGUACAGGACCAGCUUCAACGGCUGCCACCGUUCCACCAGCACCUACAUUGAAUCAUACUGGAGCUCUCUUAAUGAAUAGUCAACCAUCAACAAACGCUACGGGACCAAUAGCGAAGCCGACUGUAACCCAACCGAGCAAUAUUCCUCCAGAACAAGGAGGUAAUAAUCAACAACCUAUCGCAGUGGCCGCUGUUACAGUGGCGCAAGGUAUGCCGGUUGUGAGUCACGCGUCCAUGCCGGCGCAACCAUCGCGACCAACAGCUAUGGCUACAGCUGCCCCUGUAAAAAAGCCGACGCCGCCACCCCCUGCGACGUCCAAUCCCCCAACACCGUCUGUUUCUGUGCCGACCCCGCCGCACAGCGUCACACCGACGAAUACGAAUUCCAUGACAGCCUCGCCAGCUGUCUCGCAGCAGCCACCGCAGCAGCCACCGGCGUCUAUUAGUUCCUUUUCAAGUGCGAAUACACCCGUGUCCAUAGACGGGACGAACUUGAGUCAACAGUCCGACCUUAUGCAACCGUACAACACUUUAGCUGCUGUUCCAACCACGCAGCCAUCGUUAGAUCCAUCGCUUUCAGUUAAGAAAGAGUCGCAAUUUAUUCAAACGUCUCACGCGACCAACAAUACCAAUAACAACAAUACCAAUUUGAAUUUAUUACCUGAGGUGAAACCCGUGAACAUAAUGCCAAAUAUGGCUUCUAAUCUGAACCUCGGUAACAUCAAUAUGGCAAAUUUGAACUUGCCACAAGGACUCACGGCGCACAUGUCCAUACACAACCAAUUGGAGGGCAUAAUCAAUACACCAUUGGGCACCAUACAGAACUCCCACAAUGUCACGAUGUCGCAACAGCAUUCCAACGGGUUUCCGAACAUAAAGCGCGAUACCUCGCCGCCCAACAUGCUGAACAACAACGGCAUUCCGGGAAUGAACAUGGGAAUCAAUAUGGUGGGUAAUGUGGCAUCGAUAUUCGAAUCCAUCCCUAUGGUGGGCAGCAUACCGAUGCAGAUUCCGCAGAUUCCUCUUAAGAAGGAAGAGAAGUCCUUGCCUAUUUCUCAGCCUCAACUGACGCAGAAGACUAUAGAUGCAGGAGCUCUUUUUACAGAAAUGAACACUUUAGGAAUGCCACCGAUGGGCAACAAUCAUACCACUUCUCAACUGAUGCCCGAAAAGAAAAUGACUCCACCUGAUUCGAAGACUACCGCCAACUUCGCGACAGCCUUCAAAAAUAAGACUGUGGAACAAAAUGUGAAGAAUGCUUCGUCAUGGUCUUCCCUGGCUCAAGCAUCGAGUCCUCAAUCGUCGGCUGCAGGUAGCAGUAUGAAAAGCUCUGCAACUCGAGACUCGUUCCAAGCAUUCAAGAAACAAGCGAAAGAGAAACAAGAUCGACAAAGGGCACUUCUGGAACAACAGGAGAUGCGUAGGCAACAACAGCAGAAAGAGCAGGCGGAGCGCGAGAGAUUACGGCAGGAGAACGAGAGAAAACGAGAACGGGAGGAGGAGGAUGCUAUGGACAAAGCCAGGAAAAACGUUGGAGAUCAACCAGGCAACACAAUGACCGCCACAACGAGGACGGAAGAAGUGAGAGCUAUCGCGGAUACGGACAGCAGCAGCCCAAGUCAUUCAUCCAGUCAGGACAGAGCAGCCGCCGAAAGAGAACGUCAGAGGCUACGGGAACAAGAGCGACGGCGGCGCGAAGCAAUGGCUGGACAGAUUGAUAUGAACAUGCAAAGUGACUUGAUGGCUGCGUUUGAAGAAUCUUUAUAAUAUUAUUAUUUGCUGUUCGUAAUAAACUUUGUCGAAGCCUGGAAACAUCGGACUUUUUAUAUUUCACAAAUUCUGGGUAGUGCAGUUUCGUUGUAGUAUAUAAGUAUGCGUAAAUGCGCGAGAAAAACAUGCGCGUUUAAACGACGAUAGACGUUUUGAUAAGGGCUAAAUAAUUUGACAAACACAACACGAUUUAUGCAAUCGAUGUUGCGGGUAGGUACAAACAGUUGGUGUGAUUGGGACAUUCCAACAGAAAGCCCAAAUUCAAUCGUCCGCUACGAACUCCGCUACGAACUAAGCUAAUUUUCGUAAUAAUCCUCGUCAUUCGUAAUCGUUAGCUACGUAACACAAUCGUUAACUACACAUGUUCUCACUUAUAUUGAUAGUUGUUGCUUUUAUUCCCAAAUUUACGUUAAAUAUACGCUGCCUAUACCGAGAACCGAAAAAUGUAACUUAAGUCUGUAUAGAAUUUUCGAGAUAUAUAUUUUGUAAAUAUAUUUUUUGUUUUUAGCUAUGCGACUAAAAACUACGAAUGACGAGGAUUAUUAUGUAUCGAAAGAUUAAGCGCAUCGAUGGACCCUAACCUGUGACCACAAACCCAAGAUAAAAUAAAUCAUUACAACAUUUCAGAACUUCUAUACUAACUUCCGUUACAUUUUCCCGAUUUUCGUAAAUUUGUACUUUAUGUAAAUUUAAAAACGAAAGCAAAUACUAUCAACGUAAGUGAGAACAUGUGGAUAACGAUCAAGUGUGUUCGAUUAGGAUGCGUUGGGAUGCGUGUGUGUACAUGUGUAUGUAUACAUUUCUGUGCGUGUAUAUGCGGGCGUGUUCAAGCAGAUGUAUAAGAAUCCGUGUAUAUUUAGUUAAGUUUUAUAUUUUUCCAUAUUAUGCCACAAAACUCUAAUAGGAUUAUGAUAGAGAGAAAGGCAUAGUAUUUCUGCCAAUAUCAAAUAAAAGUGUACAUAUGAUUGG
Messenger RNA from Dinoponera quadriceps, 6034 nucleotides. RefSeq names its product homeotic protein female sterile-like. The record is from RefSeq and is a predicted model, not a curated record. The transcript has 24 exons. The coding region runs from base 521 to 5062 and encodes 1513 amino acids. Gene Ontology annotation, biological process: chromatin remodeling; regulation of DNA-templated transcription. Gene Ontology annotation, cellular component: chromatin; nucleus. NCBI's taxonomy places the organism in Eukaryota, Metazoa, Arthropoda, Insecta, Hymenoptera, Formicidae.